CGGGCGCCGUGACGUAAGCAACAUGCGCCAGACACUUGUCCGCUACUGCCGCCGUUAAUCGCCUCUGAGCUUGAAAUCGAUAACGGCAGUAUUUAUUGUAGUAGGCGUGUUAGAUAAGUCGUAGCCCGUAGGUUUACGCUCGCCGCUCGCGUACGUCGCAGGUAGGUCGUAAAUCGAUAAAAUAAAAUUUUCGCUUUCCGUCGAUGGUUUUGAGAAAAAUAAAUCAUAAUUCGUUGAACAACUAAGAUGUUUGCCGUCCGAAUUCCGGAUCUCCUACCACUUACCGGCUCGGCGUGUUAUUAUCGUAUCGACGAUGACGGAAUUAUCGUUGUUGGUAAUUAUGCGUAGAUAAAGAAAAGAUAACAUCAUCAAUAAUUUAUAAUCAUUGUUCCGUCCUCCGUCGUUGAGUUUUUUCUUCUCGUAUUCCGCUGCUACUCGAAUAUUAGCUAUUGAGUAUUGUCAAUAGAUAUUAUCGUAAAUUAGUCUGAUCAUCAGAUUCACUAUUUUCUUGACCCUACUCAAACGCAGUGAAAAUUAGAAGAUACUUUUUUUUUCGUCUAUCUUAUCAAUAUUUUCGUUCACGCUAUGACUGCUGUUCCACCACCGAUAAAAUGCAAUACGUUUUCAAGUACGAUGGACUGAACUGAAGCUGAUCCAUUGGCACCACACAGCUGUUUGACGAAGAAGUUUCCAGAAUAUUAACUGAAGAUGGAUAAUAAUAUAUUUCAUGAAUUUAAUGGUGCUGCUAGAGAUAAAUGUAAUUAUUAUAAUCGAACGAGAAAUAGACUUCUUAUUACAGCUUAUGAAGGAAUACCUGAAACCCUUUUACUCAAUGCCUUAGGGUGUGUUCUUUUAGUUUUAUUUUUUGCAUUCAUGAGAAAAAGAGCAUGGGAUUAUGGACGUUUAGCAUUAGUUAAUAAAGAUUAUGAAAAGUGGUCUCGUAUAUUUUAUGGUACAACUGAUGAAAGUUCAGAAAAUAACGUUGAGGAUGGUAAUUCUACGACUACAUUAGACAACUCAAUGCCUGUAGAUAGAGGUUUAUUUUCCUGGUUCUUAACAAUUAUACAGCUUAGAGAUGAUAAAAUUUUACGUAAAUGUGGUUAUGAUGCUGUUCAAUAUUUAUCAUUCCAAAGACACAUAAUGGUAUUAAUGGCUAUAAUUACUGCAGUUUCAUUAGGUGUGGUACUACCAAUCAAUUUUGCUGGAGAUUUAGAAGGUGAUGAAAGAUCAUUUGGCCAUACUACUGUUAGCAAUCUUCAUCCCGAUUCACCUUGGUUAUGGGUACAUGUGACUAUAGCCAUGUUAUAUUUUCCAUUAACUAUUUGCAUAAUGAGAAGGUUUUCUGUAAAUCUUAAAUUAGAAGAAAAUGGUGAAUGUUGGUCACGUACGUUGAUGAUAACAAAUAUUCCUAGACGAAAUUCUGACAUUAAUGAUAUGGAUCGACAUUUUAAAGAGGCAUAUCCGGAAUGUGAAGUAGAAAAUAUUCAGCUUGCGUAUGAUGUCAACAAAGCUAAUGAGCUAGAUAGAGACAGAAAUGCUGCAGUUCAAGCUAAACAAUAUUGUGAAAACCAUUUAAAAACUGUUGGUGAACGUCUUACAGUGCAACCUCAUGUUUGUGGUUAUAUUUGCAUUUGUUGUGGUUUCUGUAGUUCUAAUAAUUUAGAUGCCAUAGAUUAUUAUUCUCAAGAAGAAACUCGACUAAAAGCAGAAUUAGAAGCAGAAAAAGAAUCUGCUUUAAAAAGACCUCUGGGUAUAGCUUUUGUAACUAUGACAACAAUUCAUUCAGCUAGACUCAUUCACCAAGAUCAUGUUUACAAAUUAUCUAAAUGUGGCCGUCAUAAUCCACCUACCAGUUCUGUAGCAGGUUUACUUCAACCUUAUCGUUGGAGAGUAACUUUUGCUCCGCCACCUGAUGAUAUAUUUUGGGAAAAUUUGACUGAACCAUCUCACAAUCGAUACUGUAAAAUUGUAUUAACUAAUUCAUUUUUAGUGAUAGUUUUGUUUUUUUUGACAACUCCUGUGAUUGUUUUAAAUGUUAUGGACACACUUAAGCUUAGAGAAAUUGAAAAAGCUAGCCCUAUCUUAUCAGAAUUUAUGCCUACGCUGUUGUUGUGGACUGCUGCUGCAUUAUUACCGGUAUUAGUUAUAAGGUCUGAUCAGUGGCUUAGUCAUUGGACAAGAUCUAAAAGAAACCAUUCCAUUAUGCGCAAAACAUUUGUUUUUCUUCUAUUUAUGUGUUUAAUACUUCCGUCAUUGGGAUUAACAAGUGCUCAAGCAUUCCUUAUGUUUGCUUUUCAAGCAGGCAUUGAGACUUAUCGUUGGCAAUGUGUGUUUUUACCUGAUAAAGGAGCAUUCUUUGUGAAUUAUGUUGUCACAUCUGCUCUUAUUGGAACUAGCUUAGAACUCAUACGGUUUCCAGAACUUUUUAUGUAUGCUCUCCGAUUAUCAUUAUCGAGAUCAAAAGCAGAAUCUGCUAGUGCUAGAAGAUUAAUUCUUUGGGAGUUUCCAUUUGGUGUACAAUAUGCUUGGAUGUUACUUAUUUUUUCAAUUGUGACAGUAUAUAGUCUUUCCUGUCCUCUUAUAACGCCCUUUGGUCUACUUUAUAUGGUUACUAAACAUUUUGUUGAUCGCUAUAAUAUAUAUUUUGCUUACGGCAAAUCUAAAAUUAGUAAACGUAUACAUAGUACAGCUAUAAAUUGUGUUAUGGUUUCAAUAGUACUUUUACAAGUAAGUUUCACUUCACUGUCAAUGUUGCGUCACGGACUUCAUGAUAUUACUUUAUUUGCCUUGUUUGGACUAAUAAUAACAUUAACAUUUACAUUAUCUCAAUGUUUCUUCCGACACUGUACUGCAUGGAGUCCUAUACUUUAUCAAGUUAGAAAUCCACGUACAGUCCAACCAAGUCCAGCAAGAAGACGUGAUCAUUCACAUGGUUUUGACUAUGUCCCUGAAGUAUUACGUCAACCUUUGCCACAUACAGCAGCAAAUUCUUUAAUUACGUUGACACCAAACGAUUCUGGUACUACAUUGGAUGACUUGGAAAUUGAGAUGAAACAUAAUGAUGAUAGAUCAGAUUUUCAUCCCCAAACUAAAGUAACUAUAGAAUCUCAAAAUCACUGUGAUCAACUAUACCAGAAUUAUGAUUAUAGUCAAACAGUUCCUGUAUAA
This is a messenger RNA of Melanaphis sacchari, 3168 nucleotides long. RefSeq names its product CSC1-like protein 2 (gene Tmem63). Gene Ontology annotation, molecular function: calcium-activated cation channel activity. The record is from RefSeq and is a predicted model, not a curated record. Lineage: Eukaryota; Metazoa; Arthropoda; Insecta; Hemiptera; Aphididae. Gene Ontology annotation, cellular component: plasma membrane. The transcript is spliced from 15 exons. Bases 709 to 3168 code for a protein of 819 amino acids.